Molecule: messenger RNA, 6722 nt
Organism: Alexandromys fortis (reed vole)
Lineage: Eukaryota; Metazoa; Chordata; Mammalia; Rodentia; Cricetidae
Gene: Zgrf1
Product: zinc finger GRF-type containing 1
Exons: 23
Coding region: 192-5876 (1894 amino acids)
Biological process (GO): double-strand break repair
Cellular component (GO): site of double-strand break; nucleus
Molecular function (GO): helicase activity; zinc ion binding
Source: RefSeq, a predicted model, not a curated record
GUGAAGACUCUCUUCUACGGAGUGUAGGGUGGAGAGGCCGGGCGACUUGGCACGGCUCGGAGAGCCUGGACUCGGACUCGCCUCCACGGGAGCGGCCCACGGGGCGCUGUUCGAAUGCCGGAGAAUAUAAAUUGUUGAGUAAAAAUUGAUUGCUUUCUGGACCUGACUGGUUUAUAGUUUCAGAAGGAACAAUGGAAAGUCAAGAAUUUAUUGUCCUAUAUACUCAUCAAAAGAUGAAGAAGUCAAAAGUGUGGCAAGAUGGCAUUCUGAAGACCACUCACUUAGGCAACAAGGCAAUUCUAUAUGAUGACAAAGGAGCAUGUUUGGAAAGUCUAUUUCUUAAGAGCCUCGAGGUGAAACCUGGCGAUGACUUGGAAAGUGAGCAUUACUUAAUCACGGUUGAGGAGGCUAAGGCUGCUGGAAGUAGAGGUGUUAAACUGGAUGGCCCUAGAGAAGCUCUGGAGUCAGGUCCAAGGACAUUUAUAUCCUCGAGCCGGUCUCUUGGGUGUCAGCCCUCUGGCUUAAAAAGGAAGGCUACUGGAUUUCAAAUACCAUAUAAGGCACCAAAGAAAGUGACUGUUACAGAAAAUGGUGAAUCCGUUGCCUCAUUUGAUGAUUUGAAACCUGGCCCGACACUUCCUCUCCCGCUCCCUAGCACACUUCCUUUGUUUUCUACUGUUGGUGAGAAAGAUAUGAAUUAUACACUGGCGGUCAGUGAGAAUACGUUCAGGAACAGAGAGAGAAGCAACAGGCCUUUUUCCCUUGUGUCUUCAUCCUUUGGUGUUAACUCAGACAUACUAAGGAGAGAGGACAAGUUUUGCUCUCCUGUCACCUCUGCAACCCAGUAUUCAGAUGCUUUACUGGGCAUUGAGCCCACAAGAAGUAAUAGUUUGGAAUCUCACUGUCCUGGAGUUUCACAAAACCUCAGGAGCAAAGCACAAAUAUUAGCUCUUCUGAAGUCCAAAUCAGCCAACAUGAGUAAGAAUCUGACUUUUGAGAUACAACCACAGGGGUGCUCCAAGACUACUUCUAAGCUAGAGGAAAAGUAUGCUGAGAGAAAGAGCUCAGCAAAUUCACUCUGUGAGCUACAGGCAGAAAACCCCACAAGAGCUACAAGCCGGUGGACCAUGUAUUUAUCCUCCCAGAGAUCGCCUCCCUGUUCUCCUAGAGAUGAGAAUGGUAGAGAGGACAAGCCUGAAGCCCAAGGAGAUAUGAACAUUUUUAAUUUGUCUGAACUUUUGGUGGAAAAAAAGGCAGAGCUCUUCGAAACAUGUGCUGAAAAGGGAGAACUAUACCGUGAAGACAAGCCAGUAGACAAUAGCUGCCAGAGCUGGAAUCACAAAGAAAACUUCAGAGCACCUCUGUUCUGUGAGAACAACAACUUACUGGUUAACUGUAGUAGUAAAGAAAAUGUUGAUUUAUUAUUAGAACCUGACAUUCAGAACAAUAACAAAGUCACUUCUAAUCAAAAUGACAAGGAGUGUAUGGGAGCUUUGCUUUGCACUGGAGAAAGUAUUCUGGUGGCAGAUGCAGAUGCCACACUGGAACAAGAGUGUAUGUCCUGUUUAUCAGUAUCGCCGUUGCCAGAAGUAGAACAUAAACACAUUGAAGUCGAACCUUCUCCAAGUAAGAACUCUAGCAUCUCUGAUGACAUUGCAGACGUGGGUUCUAAAAGUGAUGCUGAUAGAGGAAGUCUGGAUACUAUUCAUAAAUCUUCACAACCAUUUCUGGAAGUUUCUUUUAAUCUGAGCAAUUUUGAGGACAGUGACACUGAUGAAGCAUCACAAGAGGACGACAAACUCUCCCAGGACUCAGAGAGUAGAGAAAAGGAAAUUUUGCCUACAGAUGAUUCAUGUGUUCUAAAGAGCUGUGGGGGUAUAGGCUACCAAGAAACUGCACGGCAACUCUUGCCAUUCCCAUCCUCUGCCAGUGGCAAGCCUAAAGAUGUCCUUCCUGCUAACGAGACGCUGCUGUCAGAGUUUUGUGAUAGAACCUGUGUUGGUUUUUACACAGGACCUCAUGAAGAUGCAAACCCUAGAGAAGCAGUGCUGGAGCGGGGUGGUGACACAGGGAGCAGUCUGGACUCAUCGCAGGAGUGGAAUGAGGAUGUGCCAGGAGAUAGCAGAGACGAUGCUAAUAAAUCUAUCCAAAGAGAUGGGACUAAUUAUGGUAUUGUUUCACCCUCAAAUACACCCAAAGGUAUAAAUACAUGUUCACAUAUUCCUUAUUUUUUAAACACAGUCACAACUCCAGCUCCUGAAAAUGGUGACCUCUUCUCAGAAGGUACCCAGCCUCAGCCUUUUACUUUGGGAAGUCACGUAGGUAAUGAGCAGCUUUUAUCACCAGUCUCUACCAGAGGUGUUAGUAUCCAGCUAUUGAAAACCACUCAGCAUCACUCUGAAUGUCGUGAACUAGAUGAAUCCAACACCCAGGUUUCUAGCUCUUUAUUUUACCCGGUAGGAACAGAACAUCCUAUUUAUAAAGACACUGAAGCAUACAUUCCUGAAUCUGAAGAUUUAGGGUGGAUUAGAAGUUUGCCAUGUGAUCGUUUUGCAGUGGAAACUACACAGAGAAGCAAACAAUCCUCAGCUACUUCUAGAAAUUCUUCAGAACUUUCUGAAGUAAUAAACAAUAUGUCCCUUUUAAAGUCACUGUCUGAGCAUGGCACAACUUUAGGAAGCUUGGCAAUACAGAAUGAAAACCAUGCCUCCCAACAAGAAGCUCGGCACAUACAAGACCCAGAUGUCAGUCCUGAAGGAUUGGAAAACAUUGGUUUUUUGGGGAGUAAAAACCUUCAAAGGUUUCCAUGUGCAACCAGAGCCUCAGUUCCCUUCAUUACUUUGCCUCCCGAUAAUGGGCCAGCAGUCUUAGAGUCCUGUUCAUUUAUGGCUGAUGACGACACACGAGAGUCCUCUAGUUCUUCUGUGUUAAACCUGUGUGAAGAAUCAGUUCUUUCAUUUGACCUUGGGCCUGAGGACCAGGGUGAGACUUCUCGCUGGAAAGGAACUCUAGGAGUUCUUCAUAAGAAUUCUGUGCAAAGCAAGUGGCUGAAAUAUCAAAACACAUCCCAGUGCAGCUCAGCUGCUCUAGGCAGAAUUGGCGGUGAAGUGGCAGAGGACAGUGAGCAGCAGAGGAAUGCUGUGAAGGAAAGCUCUGUAGACCCUGUGCACUUGCAGAGGAUGAAAGGCAUGCUCUAUCAACAACAGCAGGACUUUAGCAGUCGAGAGUUGGCUUCCAGAAAGAAAGCUUUUUCUCUGACCUCAAAGCAGACUUCCGAGACAGUGGAAAUUCAAGCUAUGUUAGGAAGCCCCGCCAGCUACAACUCCAGAGGCAAAGAUUUACAGGAGAUAAAUGGUUCUGAGCUGUGCUUCCCAAAUGGGCAGAAAAUAAUAUCAGCUUAUCUCCCUCAAAGGCAAGUUUACGUACCAGCUGUUUUCCAGUCUCCCAUUCACUAUAAGCAGAUCUUUACAUCUUCUAUCAUAGAGCAUCUGAAUAUAUUGCUAUUUGAUUUGGCGCAAAGGUUGUACAAAGCACUUUCCAAAGUUGACAUAUCCUUUUAUACAUCGUCAAAAGGAGAGACACUAAAAAGUGGAAAAAAUCAUUUACCAUCCUGCCAUCAUAAUCAACCUGCCAAACUUGUCAUGGUUAAAAAAGAAGGCCCAAAUAAGGGUCGUCUCUUUUAUACAUGUGAUAGGCCCAAAGGUAAGCAAUGUAAAUUUUUCAAAUGGUUUGAGGAAGCAACUCCAGGACAGUUAUCACAGGAUGAGUCUCAGCCCAACAUGGUUUUUAAUGAUGUUAAGAGUAUUGGCUCAUAUUUAAGAAGUCAAAAGAUACCGGUCUAUGAGGAAUGCCAGCUUUUGUUGAGGAAAGGAUUUGAUUUUCAGAGGAAACAGUACGGUAAACUAAAGACGUUUGCAACUGUGAACCCUGAAUUUUGCAGUGAAACAAAAAGUAGGAUUUAUCUUAAACUGAGUCGGAAGGAGAGCUCUUCAGUUUAUAAUAAAGGUGAUCUUUGGGUGAUUUCAAAAACCCUAGACUUCCAACUAGAUACCUUCAUUGCAUGCAGUGCCUUCUAUGGGCCAUCUUCUGUCAAUGAAGUGGAGCUGCUGCCUUUGAAAGGCUAUUUCCCUUCUAACUGGCCCACGAACAUAACAGUCCAUGCAUUAUUGGUUUGUAAUGCCAGCACAGAGCUGACGACACUGCAGAACAUUCAGGACUACUUUAACCCAGCGACUCUUCCAGUAAUGCCAUACCUGUUAGCAAUGUCUCGGCCAGCUACAGUUAGCAAUAAAAAUGUCAGUAAAAGAAAAUUUAUCCCACCAGCUGUUGCAAAUAUUAAAACAAAAUUUGAACUCCUGAACCUGGGAGCCACCCUGCAGUUAGCUAGUGAGUUGAUUCAUAUACACAGGCUGAACAAGGAUCAAGCUACAGCACUAAUUCAGAUAGCUCAAAUGAUGGCCUCUCAAGAAAGUGGUGAAGACGCACUGGAGCCCUGCACCCCUCCCCUGCCUAUCACAAUCAUUCAUGGUGUUUUUGGAGCAGGCAAAAGCUAUUUGCUGGCUGUGGUGAUUUUGUUCUUUGUACAACUGUUUGAAAAGUGUAAUGCUGAAACAGUUGGAAAUGCAAGGCCUUGGAAGCUUCUCAUUUCUUCUUCCACUAAUGUUGCUGUUGAUAGAGUGCUUCUUGGGCUUCUCAGUCUUGGAUUUGAAAAGUUCAUCAGAGUUGGGAGUGUUAGGAAGAUUGCCAAGCCAAUCUUACCGUACAGCUUGCAUGCUGGUGCAGAAAAUGAAAAUGAACAAUUGAAAGAACUCCAUGCAUUGAUGAAGGAAGAACUGACUGCUAUAGAAAGGGUUUAUGUGAGAAAAAGUAUCGAGCAGCAUAAACUGGGGACCAAUAGAACUCUGCUGAAGCAGGUUCGAGUUGUUGGCAUUACCUGUGCAGCCUGCCCAUUCCCAUGCAUGAAUGACCUUAAAUUCCCUGUGGUUGUGCUGGAUGAGUGCAGCCAGAUGACAGAACCAGCCUCACUCCUUCCUAUUGCAAGGUUUGAGUGUGAAAAGUUAAUUCUUGUUGGAGACUCCAAACAGCUGCCUCCUACAAUUCAGGGUUCUGAUGCAGCUCAUGAAAAUGGAUUGGAACAAACUCUUUUUGAUCGGCUUUGCUUAAUGGGUCACAAACCCGUUCUGCUGAGAACCCAAUACCGCUGUCACCCUGUCAUCAGUGCCAUAGCUAACGAUCUGUUUUAUGAAGGAAACCUCGUGAAUGGCGUCUCAGAGACAGAGAGGAGCCCUGUCCUGGAGUGGCUGCCCACGCUAUGCUUCUAUAAUGUUACCGGAGCAGAGCAGGUUGAAAGAGAAAACAGCUUUCAAAAUGUGGCAGAAGCUGCUUUUACACUCAAGUUAAUCCAAUCACUGAUUGCAAGUGGAAUAGCGGGCUCCAUGAUUGGGGUGAUAACAUUAUACAAAUCACAGAUGUACAAGAUUUGCCAUUUACUGAGCGCUGUGGACGCCGGCCAUCCCGAUGUUAAAGCUGUGCAGGUGUCCACAGUGGAUGCCUUUCAGGGCGCUGAGAAAGAGAUCAUUAUUCUGUCCUGCGUGAGAACGAGACAAGUAGGGUUCAUCGACUCAGAAAAGCGAAUGAAUGUGGCGUUGACCAGAGGAAGAAGGCAUUUGUUGAUUGUGGGAAGCUUAUCCUGUUUGAGGAAAAAUCACCUAUGGGGGCGUGUGAUCCAACACUGUGAAGGAAGGGAAGAUGGAUUGCAGCAUGCAAGCCAGUGUGAACCACAGCUGGACCGUCUUCUUAAAGAUUAUUUUGAAAAACAAGCAGAAGAAAAACAGAAGAAAAAGGAAAAAGAAAAAUCUAAGGAUAAAUCUCAUUAACAAAACCCACAACAACAAAAAACAUGGCCAGGAGUAUUAGUAUUGUAAAUUCAGAAUUGUUUUAUACUGUAUAUUUUUAAUAUUUUUCUUUACUGUAAAGCCUCUGAUACAAAAAAGUUGCAUUAUUUAAACACCAUGCUGAAUAAGUGCAUGUAAGAAUUUGUUCUUUAAAAAGGGCUGCAUUUUAUAUUAAGACAGGCAGAUGUUUGUGUGACAGGCAGAUGUCUUGUUUGUGAAAGAAACCAAUUUUUAAAAAGUCAGAAAACCAUUCCUGAGAAUAUCAGUAUGCAUAAAAAAUGUACAGUAGUAUCAGAAGUUCAUCUGCCGACAGCUCCAGUCCAGACCACUAGCAGACUCUUCUGAACUUGAAAUACACGAAUUGUUCCACCACUUAAAAACUAAAACAAUUUGCAAUAAAAACUUUUAAAAAAAUGCAACAGAGAAGGUGGGCACAGCACUAUACUGCAUAGAUGCUUCUCAGGGGAUGGACAGGAUGGGCCACCGUUAGCGCUCUUCAAUUCUCCCCUUGUGUGUGUAUUUGCACAGUUCUUACUGGUAUAUAUGUAGAAUAAAUGGAUAAAACCCUUUUUAUUUUAAAGCUAACAUAUUCUCCUUACAGAAAAAUAUGCAAAAUACAGAAGCUAUGUGAAAGAAAAGAAAAUUACUUAGAAAUUCACUAUUCACUAAUCAUUAACACAUUGCUUUAGUCUUUCUAUAUUUAUAGUCGCUCUGGAAAUAUAUACAUAUAAGUAUCAAACCACUUGAGUCCACAUAAUUCUUGACAUUGUUUAUAAAAGAAUAUAUUGAUAUCCAGAUGGAAAAAAAUGGCAAAGUCUUGAUCAUAAU